CAAACAGAUUAAACGAUGACAAUUGAGACCCUGUGGUCAGAAACAAAAAGAUCUGGAGAUGAUAUUCAUAUCUGCAACCUUACAUGUUCUGCUUUUUCCAGAUUUUCUGAAAAGAAGGAGAGAUUGAAGCACCUUAGAAGCAAAGAGCAUGAAUUCCAGUCCCAGUUGUUAAAAGCUAUGGAAGGAAAGUGGAUAUCCGAUCAGCUGAGGUGGAAAAUAAUGUCUUGCAAGAUGAGAAUUGAGCAACUGAAGCAAACGAUUAGCAAAGAAAACGAAGAAAUGGCAAAAAAUUCUGAGUGGCUUCUUCGGAUUAAAGACGAGAACCAGAAGCUUUACCGCCGGGCUCAGCGCCAUCAGGAGAAGAAGGAGAAGAUCCAGAGGCACAACCACAAGCUCGGAGAGUUGGUGGAGAGGAGGCGCUACGAACUGAGAGUUCAGCACGAGCAUCUGGCCGACCUCCGGCGGUCCCACGUCCUCGAACUGACCUCCGUCAUCUUCCCCAUCGAGGAAGUGAAGGUUGGCAUGAGGGACCCCGCCGACGUCUCCUCUGAGAGCGACAGCACCAUGACUUCCAGCACUGUGAGCAAGUUAGCGGAGGCCAGGAGGACCACUUACCUCUCCGGGCGAUGGGUCUGCGACGAUCACAACGGAGACACCAGCAUCGCCAUUGCGGGGCCGUGGUUAACCCUCCCGAACAACGGCGACUAUUCCGCUUAUUACAACUGGGUGGAAGAGAAGAAAACCACGCAAGGACCAGACAUGGAACACAACAACCCUGCUUACACCAUUAGCGCUGCACUGUGCUACGCCACUCAGCUGGUCAACACCUUGUCCCAUAUCCUUGACGUGAAUCUCCCCAAGAAGCUGUAUACCAGCGAGUUCUGCGGGGAGAAUCUCAGCAGGAAGAAGUUCACGUGGGCAGUGAAAAAGCUGAAUGCCAAUAUCCUCUACCUUUGCUUUUCUCAGCACGUCAACCUAGACUUUCUGCACCCUCUGCAUACACUCAGGAACCUGAUGUACCUGGUCAGCCCCGAGACGGAACACUUGGGGAGGUCUGGUCCGUUUGAGAUCAGUGCCGACCUGGAGGACUCCAUGGAGUUUGUGGAUCCCAGCGGGGCGGGCGAAACGGACGAGAGCGGGGAUGAACACAUCAGCGACGAGGAGACCGAUCUCGGGACCGACUGGGAGAACCUGCCGAGCCCACGAUUCUGUGACAUUCCCUCCCAGGCCGUGGAGAUGCUCCAGAGUCAGAGCACGCAGGCGUCGCAGCCCAUCGCCGCGAGCAGCGCCGGGGGUAUGAUCUCCUCGGCAGCGGCCUCUGUAACCUCCUGGUUCAAAGCAUACACUGGGCACCGCUGAAGGAAGGGGGUCAGACUCUGCAGGGAAGGCUCUUCCUGUGCUCUGCCUACACUCUAGUAGACCUCUCUUAAGUAUUCAGCUAAGUAGUGCCUGGAAAGAGGAAGAAGAGGCAGAUUUUGUGAUUCCGAGACACUAAGCAGGCUGAAACCUGGUAAUGGUUUGUAAAUUCUUCAAGACGCAACGUUUCAUGUCCCUGAACUGGAACUCGGUGCUUCUGGGACCUGUCUGUUUUGCCAAGGACGAGAGAGGAGAAACGCGCCAGUGCAUUCGGUGGCUUUUCGUUUGUGCGUCCAAAACAAAGAAACGGACGUGGGGGAUGUGACCUGGCCAUUGGCUUUAAAAGAGGGUUCCCAGGUUUCUUAUGUGUUGUGUCUCGCAAUGCAUGGGACAUUUUAAUUUUUUUAACAGCACAAAGGCACAUUUCCGGAGCCUUCUGGGAAGAUGUACGAGCGAUGCAUUUUUUUUUUACAUGGUUUCUGAUUUCUGUUGCCAUAACUUUGAUAUAGAAAACCCAUCACCGUUCUCCAAAAUCAAUGGGUUUUUGAAAAGAAGAACAUGGAUGGGUAGGUUUCGCCUUUUUGUGUGGGUGAUGUGUUCCUCCAGAAGUCGGUCUGCUUGAACGUUUGUCAUGCUGAGCCUCUCCCCCACCUCUCUCUCCCCCCCUCCCAAAUCCUAGACCCUGCGCUCUGUCUCCCAGUCACCGAAGAAAAGCUGGACCCCAUAAGAGCUUUGCCAAAACAGAGAACAGUCCUCCUGUGGUCAUGACCUUCGUACAUUUUGCAAAAUCUCCCCUUUUUUUCUAAGUUAAGACAAGGUUGCUUCAGAGGGCUGCUGUGCCUUCCUUGAUGGUUCUGUCUACUUUUCCUUCUUGAUCCGCUUUAGAAGUUGUAACUCACGGCUUGGAUUUUCAAGUCCAAAGUUCAGUCUCUUCACCGAGCCGGUCACCAGCUCCUGCAGUUAGGGAUCUGCGCAGGUCUUCCCUUCCACACCAGUGUAUCCUAUGACAUGGGCACUCCCCACCAAGGCCCUUAGCUGUGUUUGUAUCGAUCCCCCUCUUCACUCGGGUGGGUAAAAUCGGGCUGAUGUGUAUAAGCACACAAAAAAUAUUAUGUGGAAAUGUUAUUUUUGGGGGGUGACAUGCAGGCUGAAUAAUUCAGAGAGUUAUGGUUCAGAACCUAAUCUUCCCCUUCUCCAGGUCUCAUGUGAUUUGGGAAUCAAGGUGCACGGCUGCCCGGUCAUGGGAAGUAGGUCACCCAUUACUGGACUUCCAAAGCAGGCCUUGGCUUGUCAUAGGUCCAAAACUUUUCCCAUCCAGAGAGAGAAUGUACAGCAUCUCACUACAUUGGGCAGCUGUUGCUUUGUGUUGCGACACAGUAAGGAGAGUGUGACGUGUCUGGUGUCAGACCUCUUUUGUCUGACUUCUAUCUUCCUACUCCUUUUUUUCCUGGGUUCCCUCCCUCCCACUUACAUUGUUAUCAUUCCCAGUAACCAAAAGUGUUCGCUCUGCAUUGACGGAGGCCAGUCGGCAGGUCAGCCGGCCCUUUGCCCUGCCUGUUGUCUCGGUUGCUUUUCUGCAAGUUCGCACUCUCUGCAGGGCACGCCACGCUGAAGGAUGACUCCGGUGGAAGGCACGCCGCCUUGCCCAGGAAGGAAAAUCUUGGGGAAACAAAACGCUUGCACCGUGGAGACAUCCUCGCGGUCACUCUCGCAGGAACCAGGCGGCACCAAAGAGUCUUUUGAGGGAAACGUACGGGCUGCCGGUGUUGAAUCAGUGCCGGGCAGGUGCGUUUUGUGAAUUUCUCUGAAGCAGACUGUUCCAUUUUGGCCUGGAAUUGAGAGUGAAAUAAUUCCGUGAGGCUCUACCAUCUCUCAACCAGGUGGCUCUUGCAGAGGAGCAGCAGCUCCGGCGAUCCACGGAAGGAGGGGAGGCUUCGUGGCUCCGAUUUCUGUUCCUCUAAACCAAAGAUUCUGCUCAUUCUGUCUUUUGAUCCUGACCCCUCGCAGUGAGAUUUUUCCCAGUUGCCAAAGGCGAAUUUAGGAGCCCUGUAAAGGUUGUGGGUCGUUUGCAUCAUUAUUGACUUUGGUUGAAGCUGCAGGGGAUGGGAGAAGCAUGAAGAAUUUGUGCAUGGUUGGGGUGGGGUGAGGAAUUGUCCUGCAAGCCCUUCCAGUGUCCAACAAUGUUGGGGGUUCUUUUUAGAAAGGCACUUUAUUAAUACUCGGUAAGAGGCUGCCUGGUAUAAAAUUUGAUGGCACUGGAGGGUGGCACACCUAUACUUAGCCGGAAACCUUUGUGUUCUCCCACCUCUGUUGUGAAUCAACUUUUCUGCUGCUCGUUUAUGUUUUGGUUAAACGAAAGACACCCUCAAAGUCUGUGUGAGGAAGCCAUUUUCCAGUUCAACUCUGGCGAACCGAGCCCAGUUGAAUACCGUUGGGCCACGAAGCCCCUGGGACGUUGACCCAUGUUCCCUUGUCUUACAAACGAUGCCUCUCUCUUGCAAUAGUGUAGCAUCCAUUCAGAGGCCGCCCAACCGGAGGCCCCUAUCAACGUUUCAAUUUUUAAAAAAUGUUUAUAACAAUGAUUUUGUUUCGUUUCCUUUUGAAAUAACUUUUUUUAAACAUAUACACACAUCUGGAUCGCGCGUCCGUGCAAUGUUCUUCAUAACUGGACGGCGAUGAAGUCCCUGUCAGGGAAGAUGCAAGAUGGACAUUUUGUGAGCUUGUACCUUGUGACGCUGCAAGCGGAUGGAGGAGGGCACACUUAGGGCCAAGCCCUCAAAGACGUUUUGGGGAGCUGUUGACAUGAGGGCCCCACUCUCUGGAAACAGAUCCUCCAAAAGAGAAGCGUUUCACAGCUCCAGUCAAAGAUCUUCACCACGUGGUGCUGCUUUCAAAACGUUAGGGUUAUAACUGAACACAGAUGGGUGUGUGUAUGUGUCUUUUUUUAAAAAACAACACCUUAUUGUAUUAUUGCAAUAAAUCUUUGACAGGCGUUUUUUCUAAG
Pogona vitticeps (central bearded dragon) is the source of this 4360-nucleotide messenger RNA. NCBI's taxonomy places the organism in Eukaryota, Metazoa, Chordata, Lepidosauria, Squamata, Agamidae. The record is from RefSeq and is a predicted model, not a curated record.